AUGAAUAGCGCAACAGCCCCAAAUUUUCCCUUCGCGCGUGUCAAAGCUGUAGAACCCCCUUCCGAGUUUUUUGAGCUUCGAUCUACAUGCCCUAUCAGCCGCGUGAAGCUUUGGGACAAAAGCGAGCCGUGGCUUGUCGUCAAACACGAGGAUAUAUGCAAUGUUCUAUCCGACACCAGGCUUUCAAAAGAGCGUCAGCGCCCGGGGUUUCCCGAGAUGACACCGGGCGGCAAGGCUGCUGCGAAAAAUAGGCCUACGUUUGUGGAUAUGGAUCCCCCUGAUCAUAUGUGCCAAAGGAACAUGGUUUCCGAGGCCUUUGAUAAAGUCCACCUCAGCCACUUGAAGCCGUUCAUUAGAAAGACAGUGAAUGCUUUUAUUGAUAACUUGAUGAAGAUAGGCUGUGAAACGCCUGUGAAUUUGGUUGAACACUUUUCUUCACCAAUCCCCUUGCUGGUGAUUUGCCAUAUCCUCGGGAUUCCAGCCGAAGAUAUCGCAUACCUCACUGAAAUGAACGCUGUUCGCACCAAUGGUAGCUCCACAGCAGCUGCAGCACAGGAUGCAAAUCGAGAUAUCUUAGGCUAUCUGGAAAAGUUGCUAGACAAGCGAAGCGAAGAUCUUAAGGACGAUAUCAUCAGUACGCUUAUCGUUGAACAACUGAACCCCGGGCAUAUUGAGAAACUAGACGUUAUUCAGAUUGCUUUCCUGUUGCUCGUCGCUGGAAACGCAACAACGGCCAAUAUGAUCAAUCUGGGCGUCGUGACCCUCCUCGAAAACCCCGCCCAGCUGGAAGAUCUUAAACAGAAUCCAUCACUUGCGCCGGCAUUCGUUGAAGAGCUCUGUCGGUAUCAUACUGCCUCGGCAUUUGCGACCCGGCGUGUGGCCAAGGUUGACAUUACCCUUAGGGGACAGACCAUUAAAGCAGGCGAGGGUAUUAUUGCCUCGAAUCAGUCUGCGAAUCGCGAUGAAGAUGUCUUUCCAGACCCCGAUAAAUUUAACCUGCACCGAAAGGUUGACCCAGCAAAGAACCUCGCAUUCGGCUUUGGAGACCAUCGCUGCAUCGCCGAGGCGCUUGCUCGGGCUGAAUUGGAAACUGUUUUUGAUUCUCUUUUCCAGAAGCUACCCAAUCUCAGACUCGCUAUCAAUCACCAUGAGAUUAAAUACUCCGAUCCGUAUCGAGAUGUUGGAAUUGUCGAGUUGCCGGUCAUUUGGUGA
Messenger RNA from Penicillium manginii, 1212 nucleotides. RefSeq names its product cytochrome P450. Bases 1 to 1212 code for a protein of 403 amino acids. NCBI's taxonomy places the organism in Eukaryota, Fungi, Ascomycota, Eurotiomycetes, Eurotiales, Aspergillaceae. The record is from RefSeq and is a predicted model, not a curated record. Gene Ontology annotation, molecular function: heme binding; monooxygenase activity; iron ion binding. The transcript has 9 exons.